CGCCCUCCCCACCGCGCCUGCCGCCGCCGCCGUAGCCGUCGCCGCAGGUCACGGCCCCGCGAGGCGACCGCGGCCCCGCCGCACCGGAGCAGUGGUACAGGCAUGGAUGGGAAGAAAUGCAGCGUAUGGAUGUUUCUACCUCUCGUAUUUACUUUGUUUACUUCAGCUGGAUUGUGGAUAGUGUACUUUAUAGCUGUGGAAGAUGACAAAAUAUUACCAUUAAAUUCAGCAGAAAGGAAAUCUGGCAUGAAGCACGCUCCAUAUAUAAGUAUUGCAGGGGAUGAUCCUCCUGCAAGCUGUGUGUUUAGUCAAGUUAUGAACAUGGCAGCAUUCCUAGCCCUUGUGGUAGCUGUUCUGCGCUUCAUACAACUGAAACCAAAGGUUUUAAACCCAUGGCUGAAUAUUAGUGGAUUGGUGGCGCUGUGUCUGGCUUCCUUUGGAAUGACCUUACUUGGUAAUUUUCAGCUCACAAACGAUGAAGAAAUACACAAUGUGGGAACCUCCUUGACUUUUGGAUUUGGCACGUUGACUUGCUGGAUCCAGGCUGCACUGACACUCAAAGUCAACAUCAAGAAUGAAGGACGGAAAGUUGGAAUUCCACGAGUUAUUCUGUCAGCAUCUAUCACUCUCUGUGUAGUCCUUUACUUCAUCCUCAUGGCCCAAGACAUCCACAUGUAUGCAGCCAGGGUCCAGUGGGGCCUGGUCAUGUGCUUCCUGUCUUACUUUGGCACCUUUGCCGUGGAGUUCCGGCACUACCGCUAUGAGAUUGUGUGUUCUGAGUACCAGGAGAAUUUCCUGAGCUUCUCAGAAAGUCUGUCAGAAGCUUCUGAGUAUCAAACCGACCAGGUGUAACCCAUCAGUUUUUCUGUCCUGGUGAGGUGGGUGUGACAAUGGGGAAGGACCAGUAGGACACACCCACAGGACACGACGCAUAACCUCUUGACACAUUUCAAAUACACACACAAACACACAUUCAUGGCCACAUUUGCCAAAUGAGCUUUACAGGGCGAGUUAUUUCUUUCAUGAAAAAGCACAAGCCCUUCCUUAUGUGUCGAAAUUCAUGCUGUUACACUGAAAAUAUAUGCACGACAGAGCCAGAAGCUUGUGCAUGAUCACUUCUCAGUCCCCCCCUCUCAGUAUGCCUUGCUUAUCCUCUUCACAUGUUUCAAACACAAUCUCCCUACCCCAGCAGGGAGGGGGACAAAUGGAACAAGAAAAUAAUGCCAACUCGCUAAGUUGCCUUCAGGCCCAAAGGGCUUGGAACUAGCUCAUGAGAAAGUUGUGAAUCUGGCUCUAAUUCUUGAAUGCAUGAGUGUCACCGAACUGGAUGGACACUGUGUGCAGAUCUGGCCCUGGAAAAGUCCUGGACAUAACUUCUCACCAACGCGCCCUUCAUCGUUGUUCAGCGGUCUGCUGUGUGGGUUCCAUGAACGGAACAUGCUAGAGUGCGAGCGGAAAGCCCACCGUGAUUCGGACUUGAUUCGCUGUGCCUGAGAAAGAUCGCCAGGUGUGAAUACUCCAGGGACAUGGUCUGCCACGAAUGGCACUGGAUGGGGGCAGCGAGGCUGUGGUUUAGUUUUUGCUUCCAUGGUAUGUCAUGUACAGUUUUUAUUCUCUCACGUUUACCUUUUUAAAGUAACUCUCAUGGGUCUCUCUAGACCUCACGGACAAAGAAGAUGUAGACCAAAGGCAAGAACUGAGCUUGCUUUGGGUUCAAACACGAAGAAAGGAAAAAAAAAAAAGGUCACCUACAGGUUUAUGUUUGAAA
Sciurus carolinensis (gray squirrel) is the source of this 1768-nucleotide messenger RNA. RefSeq names its product transmembrane protein 150C (gene Tmem150c). Lineage: Eukaryota; Metazoa; Chordata; Mammalia; Rodentia; Sciuridae. The transcript has 8 exons. The record is from RefSeq and is a predicted model, not a curated record. The coding region runs from base 103 to 852 and encodes 249 amino acids.